CCAAGAAAUGGUUAAACCCCUGCGCAAUUCCUGCUCCUUCCCAUGGAGGAGCUAAAACCUCCAUGAAACUCCACCAAACCCCUCCUCUCCAUCUCCCCACCAGACCCACCUUCGAAUCUUUAAGCUCCCCGCCGCGCCGCGGUCCCCGCCAUGACGUCCCUCCGCCCCAAAACCCUCCUCCUCUCCCCGCCCCCCCUCCUGUUCCUGAGGAUCUCCCGCUUCUCCCCGUGGCCUUCCCACGACCCGCGUCCGCAUUCCCCGCAGAACCCGCCGCCGAGGCGGGACGACGACCGGUCCCGCGGCGUCAGGGUCUCGGUGUGGUGGGACUUCGAGAACUGCAACUUGCCGGCCGGCGUCAACGUGUUCAAGGUCGCGGCCUCCAUCGCCGCCGCGGUCAGGGCGAGCGGGAUCAGGGGCCCGAUUCAGAUCACGGCCUUCGGCGACGUGCUGCAGCUCUCGCGGUCGAGGCAGGAGGCUCUGUCGGCCACCGGAAUCAACAUGACCCAUGUACCAAAUGGUGGAAAGAACAGUGCUGAUAGGUCUCUCCUUGCCGAUCUCAUGUACUGGGUAUCACAGAAUCCUCCACCAGCGCAUCUGUUUCUGAUAUCUGGUGACAGAGAUUUUGCCAGCGUUUUGCACAAGUUAAGAAUGAGCAACUACAACAUACUUCUUGCUAGUCCGGAAAGUGCCCCCCCUGUUCUCUGCAGCGCUGCUAGUAUAAUGUGGCAUUGGAAUUCUUUGGUUAAAGGGGAAAACCUUAUGGGAAAGCAUUUUAAUCAGCCUCCUGAUGGUCCAUAUGGUUCUUGGUAUGGUCAUUGCAAGCUUCCUCUUGAAGACCCUUUUACGGUUACUGAACAGCCUCGCUUGGCGAGUGAGAUCUUGCCUCGCCCAGUUCCUCAGGCAGUCAUGAGGCAAAUUUGGAGAUUAGUAAGGUCAAAUCCGAAAGGCAUUUCGAUUACAGAACUGCGUGCUGAGUUGGGAAAAACUAAUUUGCAUUUAGACAAGGACUUGUAUGGAUACAAAAAGUUCUCACAAUUCCUUAUGUCUAUGCCGCACAUCAUAAAGCUUCAUCACCAAGGUGAUGGGCAAUUUUUGGUGCAGGCAGUUACCAAGAAACCUCAGUCAUCAUUAAACUCCACUGUGGAUCCGUCUACAAGGUCCAUAAAUGAAAGUGGAGAGGAGGGAUGCACAAGUUUGGAUGCGGAUGAUGAGUUCAUGCAUGCCAAAAGAGCUGCUGUCGAGAAAUUACCACCAUCUGAGCUGAAUAUGGAUCUGACUUUGUAUAAGGAACCACAUCGGACUUCUCCUGAUGCACGUGUGGCAGUACCUCCUAAACAGGCCAAUGAGCAACAUUUAGUUGAUAAGGAGACCCGUGAGGUGCCAACUACACAUACUGCAUUAUCUGAAGUCACAAAUUCAGAUGCAGAUGAGGAGUUAAUGCAGGCCAAAAGAGCUGCAACCGAGAAAUCACCACCACCUCCACCUAAUAUGGAUGUGACCUCAGAUGAGGCACAACAGAGGCUUUCUCCUGAUGAACCUGUGGCCUGUGCAUCUCAGCGAGAGUCUACAUCUGUAGUUGGUCUUUUCAAAAGGUUUUGGAAAAGAUGGUUUGGCGUCAAGGAUAGCAGUUCAAAUAAGAAUAAUGUCAAAAUGUCAGACUGCACUGCUUCCCAUCUCUCCAAAGAAAUGAUUAAUGGUGCACUUGAAGAAUGUUCUACUCCUAGCGAUGAUUCAGUUGAGGUAAAAGACAAAGAAAAAUGUCCGACCCAGGUUGCGGCGCCAAAAUGUCCACCAUCAUCAGUGUCAACUAGCAAUCAGUCAGCUCAGAUGGAGAAGGGUGCCUCGAGAAUGGAAACUUCGGCUGACAAAUGUAGUCCUUUGCCCGAUGAUACUGGAAUGCUGGAAGAGACCGAUAGUUACUCAACAAAGGGCAACAUUGAUACACUUUGGAGUGACGUGAAAUCAUCUCUGAGUUCACCCAAAGGAUCGGCAACUGUCGGCAAGUCUAAGACCAGAAGAGAAAUGGCACAAAAUCUGCAAAAGGACAGAGUGCCAGCUGCAAAAUCUCUCCAAGAAGAUGAUCUUGUCCAAUUUGUUGAUCUGUUGAAGGGGCAGAAAUCUGUUGAAGAAGACCUAUCUCAAAACCUGCUUUUUCAACCUGCUGAACAUUGUUCCCAUGCUUCAAAUCGGCUGAGCUCUGUCUUUCAGAGGAAUCCCUCAUUGCACACGGAAUUACAGAGGCCUUUUCAGCAUAUCAGCGAGAAAAACAUUCAGAAUACUGACGCUGGAGUUUCUCCCCACGUUCUUAAUAAGAUACCCAAUGACCAGUCGAGAAAUAAGAUCUUAGCUGACUGUCAGAAACUUGUAAAUGAGAUACUGAAGGAGUAUCCUGGAGGAUAUAAUAUCCACCAUUUCAAAAAGCUGUUCCUUGAGAAGCAUGGUUAUCCUCUUGAUCCACAGAGACUUGGUUGUGAAAAACUGACAUCCGUUUUAGAGAUGAUGGCCGGAGUGACAGUUGAAUCUACUCAUAUUUAUCCUGCUGGCAAAGCCUUAAAAUGUCGAAAGAUGGAAAGUGCCCAUCCCAAUGUUCAUCAAAGUGAUCCCUUUGGCUCAGUGGGUAGUUUGGAUAUUGGAUCGCCCAGUUCAUCAAAGAAGAAUGAUUGUGUUGAUUCUCUGUGGGAGGAAUUGGUGCCCGUUGCUGAUGAAGUUUCCAGCAGAACUGACCUUAAACCAGGACAUUUUACUAAAGGAGAGGCUGUUGAUGUUGAUUACAGUCCUGACCUCUCGGAUAGCGACUUUUUAGAAUUAGAAGAUAAUAUUAAUGAAUCUGGAGAAGAAGCGGUUGGAACACAGAAGGAGGACACGGUUCACUCCUCACCAUUUGAAGAAGUGAUCAAUUCGUAUUACACCAGCAAGAAAAGUGACAGUGAGAGGGACGAGUUGACUAGUACGGAUGACAUGUCUGAUUCUUCCUCUGAUACGGUGCAACCAUCCACUCCAUCACGAGGUACGCAGGGCGAGGCUUCCUCUCAAUGUAGCAAUGGAAAGAGAAGGCUUGGAAAGAGCUAUAGUUUUGUCGCAGACCCAGAUCAGAAGGUCGAAAGCAGGGCAUUUUAUGACAUUUUGGAUUGCUUGGAUAAGUCGAAGGAGUCGAGAAUGCAUGGCUGAAAGAGGUAUUAGAGGCUUUUAAAUGGACUAUUCAUCUCUUGAGAUUUUUUGGCAACUCUUUCUGGAGGAUCGACUCGGCCUUUUGGCCAAUGAUGAGUCUCCGUUCGUCAUCAAAUGCACACAUUGAUCUUGUUCUGGAUUAUAGCUUGCUCACGAGGCAAUGGAGGACUAUACAAGGUCUACUCAUUGCAACUUCUUUUUCCUUUUUUUGGUCGAAUUACUCAUUACAAUUUGAGUUUCCUGAAAAAAUCAUGUCUCACCUCCAUGUGUAUCGACUUGCUGCGCACGGCGUUCUGUGGUGCUAGACUGAAUUGAUCACGGACUCUUUACCAGAAUUUGGGCUUUCUGCUGGACCCGGUGUGGGUCUAGCAGAAGAUGGCCUAUUUAGUAUUAAGGCUCCGUUUUAUUCACGAA
Messenger RNA from Eucalyptus grandis, 3582 nucleotides. RefSeq lists its product as uncharacterized. Gene Ontology annotation, biological process: regulation of gene expression. NCBI's taxonomy places the organism in Eukaryota, Viridiplantae, Streptophyta, Magnoliopsida, Myrtales, Myrtaceae. Gene Ontology annotation, cellular component: peroxisome. The transcript is spliced from 3 exons. Gene Ontology annotation, molecular function: RNA nuclease activity. The record is from RefSeq and is a predicted model, not a curated record. Bases 151 to 3168 code for a protein of 1005 amino acids.